Molecule: messenger RNA, 1250 nt
Organism: Topomyia yanbarensis
Lineage: Eukaryota; Metazoa; Arthropoda; Insecta; Diptera; Culicidae
Gene: beta4GalT7
Product: beta-1,4-galactosyltransferase 7
Exons: 3
Coding region: 221-1159 (312 amino acids)
Biological process (GO): carbohydrate metabolic process; proteoglycan biosynthetic process
Molecular function (GO): xylosylprotein 4-beta-galactosyltransferase activity
Source: RefSeq, a predicted model, not a curated record
UUACAUUCGACCUGUCGAUGAGUUUCGUGUCGAGCCAACAGUGUUCAAAUUAACUCAAAACGGGAUUUUUUGCUUCGAGAAGUGCUGAGCCUAUGUUUUGAAAUGAUACGACCCGUUCAUUAGUUGUAUUUUAAAAUAAUUUUUAGCUCUUCUAUGAGUGUAACAUAAGUGAUGAUUUAACUAAAUUCGCUAGUCUGAAUUUGCUGGGUGUACAUUGAUUAUGCUGAAAACGGUAUACUUGCGUUUCCUUAGUAUUAUCGUACUAGCAUCGAUUGCUGUAACAGUAAUGAUUUCUAGUCUUCCAAUUUCCUCCGAUACUUGUAAAUGUGAAACUUCUUCAGACCUCGAUAGACAGCAUGAAAAAUUACACAGCAGUUUCAAAGAGUCAACCAAAUCACUAAAACCCAAAUUGGCUGUGUUGGUACCGUUCCGAGAUCGCUUCGAUGAGCUUCUUCGAUUUGCACCGCACAUGUCGACGUUUUUGACUCGACAGCAGAUUCCGUUUCACAUUUUCGUGUUGAACCAGAAUGAUCGUUACCGGUUUAACAGAGCCUCCCUAAUUAACGCAGGAUUCAUGCAGGUCAAAGAUCACUAUGACUAUAUUGCAAUGCAUGAUGUUGAUUUGUUGCCAAUUAACGAUAAUCUUAAGUACGAGUACCCUGCAGAAGGACCUUUGCAUAUUUCGGGGCCAGCAUUUCACCCGAAGUACCAUUACCCAACAUUCAUCGGGGGUAUCUUGCUGUUGAGAGUAGAACACUAUCAACGGCUGAACGGAAUGUCCAAUAGAUACUGGGGUUGGGGUCUGGAAGACGAUGAAUUCUACGUACGCAUAAAGGAAGCCGGUUUGGAAGUGUUUCGGCCACAAAAUAUUACCACUGGACCAGAUAAUACUUUCCUACAUAACCAUGACCGUUUACAUCGGAGAAGAGAUACAACAAAGUGCUACAACCAGCGCGAAGUGACACGACGAAGAGAUCGCGAGACAGGACUGGAUACUCUUUUGUACAGCAUCAAACAGCGUCACGAGCUCACUCUCGAUGGAGUUCCGCUGACUGUGUUGAACAUAAACUUGGAAUGUGAUAAAUCUCAAACGCCUUGGUGCGAGUGUGACAGUAAAAUUGAGACAAAAACUCGAGUCGACAGUAAAAAGAAAGUGUAGUUUUUCUGCCGAAACGGUGUUUUACCAAAAUUACUGUUGUUGCCAUGCGUAAGUCAAAAAUGCAAUAUAAAACGAUAAAAUCAGAUGUUCA